AUGGAAUGGGGUGAGAAUAGUUUCUAUCAAGUAAUUAACUCUGCUCUACGUGCCGAAGAUCGAUCAUCAUUAAAGCCAUGGUUUGGUUAUCUUAAAUUAUUUGGUACAGCAGUACAAAAAUUACCCACUGUUCGAAAAAAUCUAUGGCGUGGUGUUACAACGGAUAUAGCGAAAAACUUUAAAGUAGGUGAUGAAUUCACUUGGUGGACCAUAAGUUCAUGUUCAACUUCUGUUAAUAUCAUCAAACAUUUUCUUGGAUCCAAUUCAACAUUAUUCUUGAUUGAAGCCGUAAAUGGAAAAGAUAUUUCAGUUUACACCAAUUAUCCAAGUGAAAAUGAAGUCAUUCUUUGUCCAGGCACUCGACUUCGUGUUGUUAGUGAUCCUCUUGAUCAACCACCUAUGUAUAUAGUCCAUUUACAAGAAGUUACUGAUGAAACUGAGGACCAACUCACAACCGCUUUCUAUAAUAUGGCAGUGACAUCUUCUUCAAAAAUCGAAUCUAUUCCAACAGCAAAAAAUGUUCAGUCUUCACAAGUUCAAAUUCUUAUUGACAUAUGGGGUAAUAGAUAUAAAACAAUGAUUCAUAUAUUAUACAGACUGCGCUACUGUUGCAUAGCUAUUUAG
This is a messenger RNA of Rotaria sordida, 624 nucleotides long. NCBI's taxonomy places the organism in Eukaryota, Metazoa, Rotifera, Eurotatoria, Philodinida, Philodinidae. The record is from the annotation of a GenBank genome assembly.